Erinaceus europaeus (western European hedgehog) is the source of this 4245-nucleotide messenger RNA. It is a transcript of the gene ONECUT2, whose product is annotated as one cut homeobox 2. NCBI's taxonomy places the organism in Eukaryota, Metazoa, Chordata, Mammalia, Eulipotyphla, Erinaceidae. Bases 20 to 1534 code for a protein of 504 amino acids. The record is from RefSeq and is a predicted model, not a curated record. Gene Ontology annotation, biological process: regulation of transcription by RNA polymerase II. Gene Ontology annotation, cellular component: nucleus. The transcript has 2 exons. Gene Ontology annotation, molecular function: RNA polymerase II cis-regulatory region sequence-specific DNA binding; DNA-binding transcription factor activity, RNA polymerase II-specific.
CCGGGCCCCGAUGGACUGAAUGAAGGCUGCCUACACCGCCUAUCGAUGCCUCACCAAAGACCUAGAAGGCUGCGCCAUGAACCCCGAGCUGACAAUGGAAAGUCUGGGCACUUUGCACGGGCCGGCCGGCGGCGGCAGCGGCGGGGGCGGUGGCGGGGGCGGCGGGGGCGGCGGCGGGGGCCCAGGCCAUGAGCAGGAGCUGCUGGCCAGCCCGAGCCCCCACCACGCGGGCCGCGGCGCCGCUGGUUCGCUGCGGGGCCCGCCGCCGCCCUCGGCGCACCAGGAGCUGGGCACGGCGGCGGCGGCGGCGGCGGCGGCCGCGUCGCGCUCGGCCAUGGUCACCAGCAUGGCCUCGAUCCUGGACGGCGGCGACUACCGGCCCGAGCUCUCCAUCCCGCUGCACCACGCCAUGAGCAUGUCCUGCGACUCGUCCCCGCCCGGCAUGGGCAUGAGCAACACCUACACCACGCUGACGCCGUUGCAGCCGCUGCCACCCAUCUCCACAGUGUCCGACAAGUUCCACCACCCGCACCCGCACCACCACCCGCACCACCACCACCACCACCACCACCAGCGCCUGUCGGGCAACGUCAGCGGCAGCUUCACCCUCAUGCGCGACGAGCGCGGGCUGCCGGCCAUGAACAACCUCUACAGCCCCUACAAGGAGAUGUCGGGCAUGAGCCAGAGCCUGUCCCCGCUGGCCGCCACGCCGCUGGGCAAUGGGCUGGGCGGCCUCCACAACGCGCAGCAGAGCCUGCCCAACUACGGGCCUCCGGGCCACGACAAGAUGCUCAGCCCCAACUUCGAGGCGCACCACACUGCCAUGCUGGGCCGCGGCGAGCAGCACCUGUCCCGGGGCCUGGGCACUCCGCCCGCGGCUAUGAUGUCCCACCUCAACGGCCUGCACCACCCGAGCCACGCUCAGUCCCAUGGGCCCGUGCUGGCGCCCAGCCGCGAACGGCCGCCCUCGUCCUCGUCGGGCUCGCAGGUGGCCACGUCGGGCCAACUGGAGGAGAUCAACACCAAGGAGGUGGCCCAGCGCAUCACGGCCGAGCUCAAGCGCUACAGCAUCCCGCAGGCCAUCUUCGCGCAGAGGGUGCUGUGCCGCUCUCAGGGGACGCUCUCCGACCUGCUCCGGAACCCCAAACCGUGGAGUAAACUCAAAUCUGGCAGGGAGACCUUCCGCAGAAUGUGGAAGUGGCUGCAGGAGCCCGAGUUCCAGCGCAUGUCCGCCUUACGCCUGGCAGCGUGCAAACGCAAAGAGCAAGAACCAAACAAAGACAGGAACAACUCCCAAAAGAAGUCCCGCCUGGUGUUCACUGACCUCCAGCGCCGAACCCUCUUUGCCAUCUUCAAGGAGAACAAACGCCCAUCCAAAGAGAUGCAGAUCACCAUUUCCCAGCAGCUGGGCCUCGAGCUGACCACCGUCAGCAACUUCUUCAUGAACGCCCGGCGCCGCAGCCUGGAGAAGUGGCAGGAUGACCUCAGCACAGGGGCCUCCUCGGCUACCUCCAGCACUUGUACCAAAGCCUGACAGAAGGACUCUCAGUGGGGCACAAGUCACCUCCAAACAAGGAGGACAACAGAUACCAAAAAGAAAACACAGAAAAAAAAAAAAAAAAAACCAAACACUGGAUUCUUAGCUGGGGCCCUUCACUGGUGAUUUGAAAGCACAAUUCUAUUGAAAAGAAACUUCUAUUCUAGCUGUAAUCAUAGGCCAGGUGUUUUCUUUUUGUUUGUUUAUUUAUUUGUUUGAAUGGCUAUGGAGUCCAAGUGCAAACUGAAAAAUCCAUCUCUUUGAACUGGACAUCGUCCUCUGAGCAUGCUAAGCACCCAAGAAACGCAAACGGAGUCUUCCUGGAGCAAGUUGAUUUCUAGUGGUGUGUCAAUCAAGUUCAGGAUUGCUUCAAAUAUCAACCAAAACCAACAGUCCUCACUCAGUCCUGUCAGCCUCUUGUGGUCAAAGCUCCCACAAGUAAUAGUGGGAACUUGGUCUGUAUAAGGACUCUUGAGUUUGUCCUUUCAAGAUGCUACAAUAACAGAAGAAUCUAGCAACAAGAAUGACUUCAUUUGCUUUCCAAGUGCUUAGUCUCAUCAUACCACAGAGCACCAAAGUUCACAGCCAUAACAUUAAAAAACAAAAAUCAGAAUGAUAAUUACUGAGCACAAGUUUUAAAUAUGGAUGUUAAAAAAAAAAAAAAAGAAUUCCAGAGACCUUUUUUUUUUUCCAACUCAGGCAUACUUUUCAUUAAAUGAUUCAGAAAGUUUUAAGUUAAUCUAGUUUACAGGGCUUUUUUUUUUCUUACCUCCUAGAAAUCUCACAGUCUUGGAUCCAUUUAAAAAAAAAUUAAAAAAAAAAAAACCAAAUUAGUUCCCUUGAGCUCAAAGUAUCAAGCACAACAAAGAUAAACAGAAGUAAGAAAGGUUCUGGAUUCACCACAUCUGAUUUUUCAAGACGCUGUUUCUGAAGUCAUUAGGGAAUCAUUGGGAAUAUGGCUUCAAGCACAUUUUGCAGUUUGCUACAAAUUCUGUUUGUACGUAAUGCAGACGCACACUCAGGAGGCCAGCUUAACUGUUACAGUACAUGGAGCAAAUGCACCAUCUUAAAAGAUCUAGAUUUUUUUAGAUCAUGAAUGGAUCCUUCUUGGUUAUUAGUCACCUGGUUUCUUCUGCAUUAUGACCACCGUGUAAUUCAUUCUCUUUUAGACUUGGGUUCUGCCCAUGUCCAUCCCAUUGUUUCUCUAGCAAGAAAAAAUAAAGAAUUCAAGCCACCACCCAGUUUGUUACUCAUGACUGUCAGCUCCUCCAAAAUCUCUCCCAUUGUUGAAUCAUCCUAGCAAAAAAGCUGAAUAAAUCUGGAGAAAACACAGCACACCAAAGAAGCAGAUGACUGCAAACCAAAGACAUUUACUACUUGCCAUUUUCUAGCCUAAAAAAAAAAAAAAUACUGUGAUUACUUUUAGAAAUUGGAAAACCUCUGCAACUCCAAAUGGCAUUCAGCUCUUGCAUUUGGCUGAGCAGGCUGGCCAUGCCAAGGACGUUAGCCUAGCCACCCCAGGGAGUGACUCUGCCUCGCCAGCUCUGGUUCCUGGCUGCCACCUUGUCACAGCAAGCGGAAAAGUGCCCAUGGAACUCUGGGAGAUUGCGAAGGUCACAAUGUGCAUAUUUACCAGUGAAUGGCCCCACGUGGGCACCACGGGGGUGUUCCAAGCAAGCCAAACGCUGCAAUGAUUCUUUACAGACACUUGAGACUGACUUUUUUUUUAUGAAUUACUUAAUCGAAACCAAAGAAACUUUUUCUGCACCUACUUCUGCAACAAAACCAAACUGUCCCAUUAAAAAUGAAGGAGUAAGUAAGUAACACUUAUCAACAGAAACCACCAACAAGAAGGAAGCACGCCAGAAAAACAAAAAUAAUAAUAGGGAGAAAAAAUAGCGAGACACACUGUGUUCAAACAGACCUCUUGGGACAUUUUUUGGAAGCAGAUUUUUAAAGAAAGGGUUGAGACAAGAAAGAAGGAAACGCCUCAGUGGCUGCUGCUUCAUUUGACAACUCACACGGUAAUCUUAAAGUUGAAGAUUGUCUUUAAUUUGUGCCUAUGCAGUUUUUCAAAAGAACACGGAACAGAGCAACAGAAACCUCAACAGCUACAAUACCAAAGAUGAGGCUUUCUCACACCUUUUGUUUCAGUUCAUUAUCUCCUCUUGCCUGGCUAAAAUACUAAUAGCUCCAUUGAUCUGUGUAAAGGUAAUCAAUUUUGUUUCUGAGCAACAAAAGGAAAAGGGUCAUUUAUUUGAUUUUUAUUGUUUCCCUCUAAUUCUGUUUGAUGGUUUUCUACCCCAGCAUGGAAUCAUUCAAAACGUUCCAUGGACUCCAAGUUUUCAGAUGUUGGGAUACUGAACGACUCACUUCUCUUUGCUCAGCAUCAGGGGAGGGAAGGGGAAUAAAGGUCAUGGGUAGGGCUCUCGGUGACAUGUCCUCUCCCGAGCCACAGAACCAAAGAGUUUAUAUAGGAAUUGACAGCCUGACCUCAUGUGAUGGCUACAUCCUAACAGGGCUUCAUUUGGGGGUGGGGGGAGACAUGUAAAAAAAUGAUUGCCAGUUUCUACUUUUCUAUUAGCUUUUUAAAAAUCAGCUGUAAAGUUGCAUUUCUAAAGAAAGAUAUAUAUAUAUAAUAUAUGAAUACAUAUAUAGAUUCCACCUGACAUUUGGUGAUAACCCAAAACGAUUGCUGUCCAAAUCCA